AUGGCUGCAGAUCCGGAGGUCAUGGGUUCGAGUCCCGGAUCGGGUUCAAGGUCAAGUUUAGAAAUGAUUUUUUAUGUUAAAAUAUUCUCAGUAGUAGCCCGGAGUAGGGAAGUUGACGGUGUUACACCUCUGUGCCUCGGAGACCACGUAAAGCUGUCGGUCCUACGCCUUAACUCUCACCGCUCGUGUCGAAGAGGGACUGGAUAUUGUCGUUACGUAGACGAAAGUCUUACGAAUGAAUCUAGCAGUGAAUUUGGACAGAGAAGAGUACAACAUGGCAGCGCCAGCCUCCUGCAUAAGUGCGGGGCAUGGCUGCGUCAUGUUCGACUGUUUGGUGCAUUUAUGGGAGUGGUAAGUGGUUUU
Molecule: messenger RNA, 363 nt
Organism: Brenthis ino (lesser marbled fritillary)
Lineage: Eukaryota; Metazoa; Arthropoda; Insecta; Lepidoptera; Nymphalidae
Source: the annotation of a GenBank genome assembly